GGCCGCGCGCAUUGAGCAAACAACAAACUCCGGACUUUCUUGCCCAAGGACUCGCCGACACCCUUGCAGCCCCAAAGAACAAACCGGUUCAGCAAUCUCAGCUCAAUUCCGCACAAUACUUAGGCACAAUCCCUAGGGCGGACAAUCGGCAUGACAUAGCAAAAGAGACGGGCGAGUCUUUGUUGAGCCCGACUACCGAAAUAGGUCGGCAGCACUAUCGAGGUCAUCGGUCCCGUCCCUUUUAGACACUGUAGGUACUUCGUACCAGGGGCCGUUUCGAUAAUGGACGGCGCAUCUCGUCGACGGCCCUGGGAGACCGACAGCACUAUGCCCACCAAUACAGACACCGAGAACGAAAAAGAGCCCACCGACGCUGACAAGAACCCUUUAAACAGCCCAUCCCCGUCGCCCUACAGCGAAAAUGAAAACGAACGAGAAGAAGCCGAAGACGACCCGAUCCUCCCCUACCUUCCGCACGAACACAAAUCCCUGGCCGGUAUUGCCGUCCGUUCCUUCGCCCUCGGCAUCGCACUCGCCGCCGGCCUGAUCGCUACUUUUACCAUCCUCCUCGCGACAUCUUCACCGCUGUGGCGCCUCCCCUUCUUCGCCGCCGCCCUCGCCCUCUUCCACUUCCUCGAGUUUUGGACCACCGCCACCUACAACACCCGCGCCGCCGAGAUCGCCUCCUUCCUGCUCACCUCCAACUGGCCCGCCUACGCCAUUGCCCACACCGUCGCCGCCCUAGAAUGCCUCGUCGUACAUACCCUAUGGCCCGGCGCGAGCUGGACGCCUCUCGGCCCCGGGUUCGGCCGGGCCGCGGCAGCUACGGGGCUGGCGCUGGUGGUCGUGGGCCAGGCGGUGCGCAGCGUGGCCAUGAUCCACGCCGGGCGGAGCUUCAACCACCUGGUGCAGAACCGCCGGCGCGAGGACCACGUGCUGGUCACCAGCGGCGUGUACGGGGUGCUCCGGCAUCCGAGCUACUUUGGCUUCUUCUGGUGGGCCCUCGGCACCCAGAUGGUCAUGGGAAACGUGGUCAGCUUCGUCGGGUAUGCGGUGGUGCUGUGGCGCUUCUUUAGCAGCCGUAUCCGGCAUGAGGAGGCCUAUCUGGUGGCGUUUUUCGGGAGCGAGUAUGUGGAUUAUAGGAGGAGGGUCCGGACCAGGAUUCCGUUCGUGCCGUAGCGGCGUUGUACAACUAGAGAUACCGGAUAUUAAGUGGGAAAUGGGUGGGAAAUUUAUGGUAUAGACGGGAGAGGAAAAGUACCAGGGGACGGUAUGGAUUGUAUUAUAUUAUAUAUUGUGUCCCCCGGAUGUGUUCGUGGCUUGUCAUUCGGCGUUCUUGCUACAUAGCAAAAUCAAGCAAAAAUCAAACCGACUUCCAUCUAUCUAAUAA
This is a messenger RNA of Chaetomium fimeti, 1390 nucleotides long. RefSeq names its product Isoprenylcysteine carboxyl methyltransferase family-domain-containing protein. NCBI's taxonomy places the organism in Eukaryota, Fungi, Ascomycota, Sordariomycetes, Sordariales, Chaetomiaceae. Gene Ontology annotation, biological process: C-terminal protein methylation. The transcript has 2 exons. Gene Ontology annotation, cellular component: endoplasmic reticulum; membrane. The record is from RefSeq and is a predicted model, not a curated record. Gene Ontology annotation, molecular function: protein C-terminal S-isoprenylcysteine carboxyl O-methyltransferase activity. The coding region runs from base 283 to 1179 and encodes 298 amino acids.